Molecule: messenger RNA, 2440 nt
Organism: Paramecium pentaurelia
Lineage: Eukaryota; Ciliophora; Oligohymenophorea; Peniculida; Parameciidae
Source: the annotation of a GenBank genome assembly
AUGUUACGACCUUAUCCAUUCAUUUUUGUUCUCCUCAUGAGUUCUGCAUUAUCAAACGAUAAUAAUGAUAGUGAUAUUCUCGAAUUCACAACCACAAGAUAUCAAUUAUGUUAAGAUAUUGAAAAUUGUAAAAACUGAAUAUCAUCAUCAUCUAGUUGAUAUCACAAAUUCAGAACGAUAAUCUAUUUUAGAUUCCAUAUAUUCAGAUAGAAAAUAAGAACUAUCUAGUCAAGUUGAAAAAUGGAUUAAUAAUAGCUAUGUAAUAUCAUCUGAUGAAUAUUUUAUCGAUCUCUAAUAUUACACUCUUCCUUGGUUGAUCAUUGCUAUUGCAACACUAUUUUUAUCUAUGUUCUACAUAUUAGUAACAAUAAUGCCAAGGUAUAAUAGUAUUAUAUUUUAUAGUUCAUUGAUUAAAUGGUUAAAAUCACAUACAGAGGAUGAAUUCAUUUUGAAUACAAAGAGAUUUCAUAAAUUUGGGAUAGCUAGUAUUAUUAUAUUGAAUUUAAUACUCAUAAUUGUCUCUAUAAUCGUAUUAGUAAUAAUCAAUUAUAUUUAUAGGUUUACUCAAAUAAAGCUCUUAAUGGAUUAGAUUAUUCAAAUUGUUAUUUGGCAUCAUCUUUUGAUAAUUUACUUGUAAGAAAUGAUGAAUACUUCACUGGAUACAGUAUUAUAUAAUCUGAUCUGAAUUCAUUAUCAAAUAACUUCAUUGAUUUUCAAUCUAAUUUGAAAAAACUAUAUCAAAGUCGACUAUCCAUUAAUCUACAAUCAAUAUAGCAAGAAGUUAUAGAAUUUAAUGAUUAGUACAUUUCGAUAUGAUAAUAGACUUAAGAGAAAUGAGCCUAAUUCUCCUCUCCCUAUUAAAAUAUCCUCGAAUGGUACUAAUACGAUAGCAGCCACAGAAUCUUAUUUCUCAAAAAUGAAAAUUGUAAGUAUAUAUUAUAGAUAUUUAAUUUAUAGAUAGAUUAUAUGUUUUCUACAAAAAAGGAUGAUGAUUAUAUAACUUAUCUUGAAUAUUAUGAAAUAAUUAAGAAAGAAGAGAACAGAAUGUAAUUGACAAGUUAAGUAGAUGAGAUCCAAGAAUAUUAUGGGAAUAUAUUUUAAAGAUUUGGAUCUCUAGAAAAUUCGUCAUUAGCUCUUAGAGAUUCAAAAUUAUCCAUUUUAUUCAAUAAAGCUUAAUAAUAGUUAUAAUCCAUUGAUAAUUCUUUACUUAAUUAUGGUAAUUUAUUUAAUGAUUUCCAUCAAACUCUAAACGAUGAUAUUAAUUAUUAUGUUGAUUCGAUUAUUGGCUUAUUAAUAGUGUUAAUCAUAUUUAAUUUCAUUCAAAUCAUUUUAUGGUUAGGUCAUAUGAUAAAUAAACAUCUAAAGAUUAAAAAGUAUAUUGAUAUCCUUUGGUUUUUAUGCAAUCUUAUACUAAUUGGAAUUUUAAUUAUUAAUAUUUUCUUAUAAUCAAAUUCCUAUUUAUCAAAAGAAUUAUGUAUCUAUUUUGAUGGAAUUACUAAUAAUGAAGAAUUCUAUUAAAAUCAAAAGAUUAUUGAAUUUUCAGAAUCAAAACAAGCUAUUCAUACUUGUCUUUUUGGAGAUGGAAAUAUCUAUAAUUAAUUAAAUUUUAAUUCAAGACUCAAAGAUAUAAGAACCUAUAUUAAUAGUGAAAAUGGACUAUAAGAAGAAAUACAACGACUCAUAUCAAAUUAAGCUCUAUAUCUUUAGAAAUUGAAUAAUAAUUCUAUUACUAUUACAUCUAUAUUAGAUGGUACAUUUAUGGAUUUAAAUUAAAAUGAGAGAUAAGAAUUCAAUAAAAUUAUUGAUAAUUUUAAUUCAUACAAAAAUAAUGAAAAUUGUGCAGAAUUAUCAUCUACAUUAUGCACAGAUGGUACUUAUCCAAAAAUGAAUGGAGGUUUCAAUGAUUCAUAGAUGUGUUGGCAUCCAUCAUAUCUAAUUACAAAAUAUUCUGCAUCAUGUUAAGAUUAAUAGGAUUUAUUUUAAAAAUUAAAAUUACAUUAUCAAACUUAAGCUUAAGGAUGGAUUAGAACAUAAUUAUUAGAAUCUUAAUUUGUAUCUUAAAAUUUAGAUUUAAAUCUAAAAGUUAAUUAAUACAUUAAAAAUCAUACAAAUUUUAUUGAUUUGUAAUUGAAGACACUAACUAAUUUAAAUAGUUUACUUAAGGCUGCUAAUUGUACAUUCAUGAAAGUAAUUAUUCAUUAUUAAUUAAAUAAUUUUAGGAAGAUUUGAAUAUGAUGCUUGAUGGGAUGUGUGUAGUGUACUCAUACUAUCUUAAUUAAAUAUCAAUCUUAAUGAUAAUUAUCAUCUCUUUGUUAUUCCUUUCAGUUUUAUUUAAUUGUCUCACUUCUUUAAAGGUUUCAUAGAUGGAAACAUACGAAGAAUAUGCAUCUACAAAAGUGAUCAAUUUUGCUGGAUCUAGUAGAUUGAGAGCAUCAAUUGA